Messenger RNA from Annulohypoxylon truncatum, 510 nucleotides. RefSeq names its product TB2/DP1, HVA22 family-domain-containing protein. Bases 1 to 510 code for a protein of 169 amino acids. NCBI's taxonomy places the organism in Eukaryota, Fungi, Ascomycota, Sordariomycetes, Xylariales, Hypoxylaceae. The record is from RefSeq and is a predicted model, not a curated record. The transcript has 5 exons.
AUGUCUGCACAAGAUCGUGUCCAGCACUAUGUCGCUCAGCUCGACCGCGAGCUCUCUAAAUAUCCCGCCCUCAACAAUAUUGAGAAGCAGACUUCGGUUCCCAAGGUUUAUGCCGUCAUUGGUGUAGCUACUCUCUACUUCUUCUUUAUCGUCUUUAACCUUGGUGGUCAACUCUUGACCAACUUCGCCGGCUUCGUGAUCCCCGGAUACUAUUCCCUAGCUGCUUUAUUCAGUAGUGCUAAGGCAGACGAUACUCAAUGGUUGACAUACUGGGUCGUCUUCGCCUUCUUCUCCGUCCUUGAGAGCGCCUUAAGUGUUGUCUACUGGUUCCCCUUCUACUAUACCUUCAAGUUUAUCUUCCUGCUUUGGCUCUCGCUACCCGUGUUCAACGGCUCUCAAUUCAUCUUCCGAUCUUUCCUCCAGCCAGCGCUUGGACGAUACUUCAACGAUUCCGGCUCAACUGCUGCCGGCCUGCGCGCCAAGGCCGACUCUUUUGGCAAGGACCAGUAA